AUGGGUCCUAUCGGUAGAUCAGGCCCUCCCCCGGGCGUCAUGGGCGACGAGAAGACCGGCAACAAGCUGCGCCGGAAGAUGAACCAUGUCAAGCGCAAGAGAGCCAAGGAUGCUGCGCGCCGAGCUGAACGUUACGCCUUUAAGAAGGAAGAAGCCAAAAAUCCCAAGUUGAAGGCUGAGCGUCUCAGUCGGAAUAUUCCUCUGACCCUGGAGCGCAAACGUGUCUGGAACGAAGCCGACAACGACGCCGACGAGACCGGACUAGGACUGAGCGUUGACGUCGAACGCAUCAAGCGCGCCAAGCAAGAAGAGGAGGACGAGCUCAACCGGCCAUUGGAGGAGGGUGAAGAUGACAGCGAGGCUCCGGAAUCAGACAACGAGUCUGUUGACAGUAUGCUGGAGUCGGAUGCCAGCGACGACGAGGAUGAAGAACAGGAUGAAGAAAAGGACGCCAAUCGCGGCCGAAAGAAGUCGCUCCCGACUGCCACAGAGCGUGCCACGAGUCCGACUCAGUCCACACGCAGCACAAACUUGAGCCUUGCCCCCGAAGCAUUGGCCGCCAAAUUCCCUACACUCUUCACCGAUGGACCCCCACCCACCCCGAAAAUCCUCAUCACCACCGGCCUCAACUCCACCCUUCACGAAGAAGCCGAGAUCCUCACUGAGAUGUUCCCCAACAGUGUGUAUAUUCGACGCAACGCACACCGGUACUCGCACAAGUUCUCGAUCCGCGAGAUCUCCAAGUUUGCCUCCAACCGCAACUUCACAACAGUCAUCGUGUUGAACGAAGAUCAGAAAAAGCCCUGCGGCCUGACAAUGGUGCAUCUUCCCGUCGGUCCUACCUUCCACUUCACCAUCAGCAAUUGGAUCGAGGGCAAGCGUCUUCCGGGACACGGCCGAGCCACCGAGCAUUGGCCCGAGCUAAUCCUCAACAAUUUCCGCACUCCUCUUGGUCUACUCACUGCUCAUUUGUUCCGUACUCUGUUCCCCCCUCAGCCUGAUUUCGAGGGCCGACAAGUCGUUACGCUGCACAACCAGCGUGAUUACAUCUUUGUCCGUCGUCACCGCUAUGUCUUCCGCGAGAAGCGUGAGACCGAGAAGGCGGUCGUUGGUGCUGACGGAAAAGAGAUGGCGGGUGCCGAGGGCAUCCGCACUGGUCUCCAGGAACUUGGACCUCGCUUCACACUGAAAUUGCGUCGUGUUGAUAAGGGCAUCCAGCGUGCCAGUGGACAGGAGUGGGAGUGGAAGGGUGGAAUGGAGAAGAAGAGAACUCUGUUCCAGCUGUAA
Penicillium olsonii is the source of this 1287-nucleotide messenger RNA. NCBI's taxonomy places the organism in Eukaryota, Fungi, Ascomycota, Eurotiomycetes, Eurotiales, Aspergillaceae. The record is from the annotation of a GenBank genome assembly.